AACAAAUCGAAGCUAACCUCUCAUCUCAUCUCAUGGCUGUAAGUGAAAACACAAAACGAGCACUUCGAAUUGAGAAUUAUUUGAGCCUUUGUUACACUUUUAUGCUCUUUACCAAUGAAUAGGGAUUCUCCGUAAUGCAAAUCUCUCGGUCAAUCCAAUGUACCUGGACACCUCAGUAUUAUUCACAUGAGAUGCUGAGGAGCUUUAAACCCUAUAUUUCCCGCACCUUCUCCAGCAGCAUUAGAAGCAGAAAAUACCCUUUUCCAAUGGCGAAUUUGUCCACCGUUUCAACACAGAAAGAGGCUGUUUCUACUAAAGAUGAGUCCAGCCAUAUAGUCCCUAAGCCUUUGCAGGUUGCCAAGCGCCUAGAGAAGUUCAAAACUACAAUUUUCACCCAAAUGAGUAUGCUAGCCAUCAAGCAUGGAGCUAUAAACCUUGGCCAGGGCUUUCCCAACUUUGACGGCCCUGAUUUUGUAAAAGAAGCAGCUAUUCAAGGCAUUAAGGAAGGUAAAAAUCAGUAUGCUCGAGGAUAUGGAGUCCCAGACCUCAACUCUGCUGUGGCUGCUAGAUUCAAGAAAGAUAGUGGACUUGAGGUUGACCCUGAAAAGGAAGUUACUGUGACUUCGGGCUGCACCGAAGCAAUUGCUGCAACCAUUUUGGGCUUGAUAAAUCCUGGUGAUGAGGUUAUCCUGUUUGCUCCUUUCUAUGAUUCUUAUGAGGCUACUUUAUCUAUGGCUGGAGCAAAGAUAAAGGGUAUUACUUUAAGACCGCCAGAUUUUUCUCUUCCAAUUGAUGAGCUAAAAUCAGCAGUAUCAAAGAACACUCGAGCAAUCCUUCUAAACACUCCUCAUAACCCCACAGGGAAGAUGUUCACUCGAGAAGAACUCAAUGUCAUUGCCUCUCUGUGCAUUGAAAAUGAUAUUUUAGUUUUUGCUGAUGAAGUAUAUGACAAAUUAGCCUUUGAAAUGGAGCAUAUUUCAAUUGCUUCUCUUCCGGGGAUGUACGAACGAACUGUGACUAUGAAUUCUUUGGGAAAGACAUUUUCGCUAACAGGCUGGAAAAUAGGUUGGGCGAUUGCUCCUCCUCAUUUGACAUGGGGAGUAAGACAGGCUCAUUCCUACCUUACCUUUGCAACAUCCACUCCGAUGCAAUAUGCAGCAGCAACGGCCCUUAGAGCCCCAGAUUCUUAUUAUGAGGAGCUUAAGAGGGAUUACUCGGCCAAAAAGGCAAUAUUGGUGGAGGGGUUAAAGGCAGCUGGUUUCACAGUAUACCCCUCGAGUGGAACGUACUUUGUGGUUGUUGAUCACACUCCUUUUGGAUUAGAAAAUGACAUUGCCUUCUGCGAAUACCUGAUCAAGGAAGUUGGUGUUGUAGCCAUUCCAACUAGCGUAUUCUAUCUAAAUCCAGAAGAAGGAAAGAAUCUUGUCAGGUUUACCUUCUGCAAGGAUGAUGAUAUUCUUAAAAGUGCAGUGCAGAGGAUGAAGGAGAAGCUGUCAAAGAAGUGAGGAGCUGUAGGAGAGACAUCAUGCACUGAAUGUCUUAUUGUUCUGGCAUGAAUUGUUUGUAACUGUGAUAAUUACUAGUACAUUGUUUGCUGAUAGCCAUUUUCUGAAAGGUGAGGCUCAAUAAGAACUUAGCAUGUUGUAACCCUGAAAACAUAGGAACGGGAAGCAGUUGGAGAUAUAUGCCAAUUCUUGAUAUCUUGAAACUGCCCCAACCCUCCCCAAAGCCACACUUUCUGGAGAGGGUCUCUUCUUAAUUAAUAGAUAGUGGCAACAUCACACAUUUCACUUCAACUUCAAA
Molecule: messenger RNA, 1803 nt
Organism: Nicotiana attenuata
Lineage: Eukaryota; Viridiplantae; Streptophyta; Magnoliopsida; Solanales; Solanaceae
Product: probable N-succinyldiaminopimelate aminotransferase DapC
Exons: 2
Coding region: 135-1505 (456 amino acids)
Biological process (GO): biosynthetic process
Cellular component (GO): cytoplasm
Molecular function (GO): pyridoxal phosphate binding; L-kynurenine:2-oxoglutarate transaminase activity
Source: RefSeq, a predicted model, not a curated record